Molecule: messenger RNA, 13052 nt
Organism: Apis laboriosa (Himalayan honeybee)
Lineage: Eukaryota; Metazoa; Arthropoda; Insecta; Hymenoptera; Apidae
Exons: 11
Coding region: 1736-8413 (2225 amino acids)
Cellular component (GO): endoplasmic reticulum
Source: RefSeq, a predicted model, not a curated record
AACGCGCAGGAAAAUUUUACCAUUUUUACCGGUCACGUGGAUAAAAAUAACGACAACUGUUUCGUUUAUUGUACACAUCACCUCUGUCAACAAGCUGGCCGACAACAUAAGUGGAGGUAUGGACUUAAUGAAACGAUUACUAUCGCCGCCACUUCCACCAGUUGCGGUCUGGCCACCAGAAGCGAAUUACCGGCCUCGUGAUAAGGAGUAUAACGCGUAGAAAAUGCGAUGAGAAAAAUUUUCAAUAAUAUUCAACAACGUCGUCAACAACGGGAUUGAAGAAGAAGAAGAAGAAGAAGAAGAAGAAGAAGAAGAAGAAGAAGAAGAAGAAGUCGGAAGAAAUCGGAGUCACGAUUAAAAAUUAUUCGUCGUGAUAUAAAAUAUCAUUGAUCGUAUGAAAAAAAAAAAAAGAAAAAAGAAAAAAAAAAGAUUGAAUUUUUCAAACGCGAAUAGAAUCUUUUUAUAAAGAUUCCAAAAGUGGAUGCGGACGCGCGAACAAUAACGAGUGAAAGGUAAAAUAAAAUUUCUUUCGGAAACGUUCGGGCGCUCGAUGAUUUUAAUUUAACAGUAAAUAAAUAUCUCUCGUGACAUUUCGAGUAUUUUUUUUUUUCGUGGAAACGUAAAACGAGUGACAUUUAACUAUAACCAUACAUUUUCAGUGUUAUUAAUACCGUACGUAAUGUGUACGAUAAUCGGCAAUUUGGUUAAAUACAUUCUAGAGAAAGAGAAGACGAAAUAAUGAGCGAUAUUUUUCCACGUUAUCACAAUAUUGCAAUCAAGCGCAUUCGUAAUUCGUGUCGUUUGUAAAUGUUAUCGUGCAAUUUUGUUUUGUCCGAUUAUCGGUUUCAUUUUAAUUUAAUGAUAAUAAUAAUAAUAAUAAUAAUAAUAAUAAUAAUAUAUGAAAAUGAAAAUAUAUUGGGAUGGGAUCGAAACAUUUUGUUCAACUUUGAUUUUUCGCAAUUACGCAAAUCUGUAUCAAAAAUGAUAAACGAUUAAAUAAUUACGAUUGCGACAAAGACCAUUUGUUAUCAUCCUUCGUCCUUGCAUCAACAUCGAAGAGGUAUUUAAAAUUAACAAAAUUUGAUCAAUUUUUAUUAUAUAUCCAUAUUAUAUCGUCAAACUCUUGAUAAUUUAUUCUAAUCUUUACGACACGAAGAGUGAAAAUUUAUGUUUUCCUAGCCUUGUUAUUAACAACAUCUACACAUUUUACGCCUGAAUUCUCCUGUAAUGGUUUAUCGACUAAUAAUAUUAGCGAAUUUACAUAUGACAACCUGUAAAUCAUAACUUUCUAACGUCAGAUCAAUUUUUGCGAAUCGGAUAAUUGGCCGGAUUCUUGUACAAGACGCAAGAGGGUUCUGCUAAAUAGAUUUCCACAAUGAAGUUGUCGAGUGACAAAAUUUCGCGAAACACGAAACGUUUCGAGAAGCCGAUAACCAAAACGAAAGGGAAACCAAUGCCCUCGGUAUUGAAACGCGCGCGAAUUCUGUUUUUCUCAACACUGUGAAAUGUUUUCAUCGAGAAUCAGAAACGAACAGCGUUCCCGAUCCCUUCGUGAAACAAUAUUGCCAAUAUUUCACCAACGAUCUUACGCCUUGUAUAAUCGCGCGAACGAUGAUUUCCACCUUUCAAAAUUUCAAAUUUCAAUUCUCAACUGGUAAUUUCUCGAAAUACCAAAACGUUGUUGGUAUUUUAAAUAGCGGCACGAGAUAAGAUAAAGUCACGUUGGUGUGCGACUAUGGGGUGCAACGUGAUGCCUCUGAAGAAAUACGCGGAAAUUAGCUACCGGGUGAAAUGCGUGGCCGUGGAGAACGAGCGGGUGUUCGGCGACGUGUACGUCACCCAACAAACGCGAAACAUGCUGUACUGCGCGGAUGGAUAUCAGUUUCCCUCGUUGUACGAGAGGAAGAGAUGCAAUCUGAUUCAGAAAGAGUGGAAAGGGCCGGAUUUCAUGGAGUUGAAUCGGAAAAAACCGAUCAGAAGGGCUAGCUUCGCGCCGCUCGAGGCGGAGAGGAAGCGCUUGAAGAGAUCUAAAUCAGUCGGCGACACCAGAAGCCUGGUAGGUAACGAUUGGACGAGAAGCGACGGUGUAAAAAGUGAAAUCAACAUUUGCAAACCGAAGUCGUAUCCACCACCGUUGCCCAACCCACCGGUGAGGAAAGAAGGGACCGUUUCUUCGUUAGUGGAUCAAUUGUUGUUGGAUAUUUAUGGGUUGCCGGACGGUGAUAGAAGACGAUCGGAAAGCGACUCGACAGCCUCAUCUCUGAGGAUACAUCCGCAGCAUCAGCACCUGCAAAAGGCGCGUCUGUUGUGGAAAAACAAUCACGAGCUUCAAGUUUUGGUGAUGAAUUUACGCGAUCAUAUUAAUAACACAGGCGAGAUACUUGUUCGACAACUGCGUCGAAAGGAUUAUCUCAUCACCAAAUGUGAAAAAUUGUGCGCCAUAAUCACGGCUCAUCUUCAGGCUCGCAGUCCAAAACGGGUCGAAGACACGAAGAUGAGAUUCAGCCUGACUCCGCAACCGGGAGAAAGUGGUUUCGUACAAUGGCUGGACGCGAUGAAAAUGGUAGCCAGGUUACCAGGAGGGAUUCCGCCGGAAUUUCGAAAGAAGUUAUGGCUGACGCUGGCGGAACGUCAUCUGGAGCAACGCGGUGUGGAUUGGAAGCAGGCUGAAAAGAUCUGCUUCAACGAGUGGAGCAAUCCUGACGAUGAAGAGCUCGGUAUACAAAUCGUUAAAGAUCUACACAGAACUGGGUGCAGUCUGUUCUGCGGCGCGGCUGGGAGAGACAAUCAAGCGGUGCUUCGCCGGGUUCUGCUCGGUUUCGCCCGAUGGAACAAGUCUGUCGGCUAUUGCCAGGGCCUGAACGUGUUGGCCGCCCUCGUUCUGCAAGUUAUGGAUCGGGCCGAGUCCGCGGCCGUGAAAGUGAUGAUCUACUUGAUAGAGGGUGUCCUGCCCGAGGGUUAUUUCGCGGACAAUCUUCGCGGCCUGUCGGUCGACAUGGCCGUGUUUCGAGAUCUGCUGCGGGCCAGGCUGCCCAAGCUCUCGAAACACCUGGAGGCGCUUCAGAACGACGCGAAGGACAAGGCGACAGGCAGCAGUUACGAACCACCUUUGACCAAUGUGUUCACGAUGCAAUGGUUCCUCACUCUCUUCUGCCAUUGCCUGCCCCAAGAGGCCGUCCUCCGUGUCUGGGAUCUGAUAUUUCUCGAGGGAGACGAGAUAUUGCUAAGAACCGCGCUCGCCAUAUGGGAAGGACUCUCCGAUCGUAUCAUGACGGUCACAUCGGCGGACGAGUUUUACAGCAUAAUGGGAGUGUUGACGAGAGAGAUGCUCGAGUUCACGGAUACUAACAAUCUCGUAAAGAACAUCGUCAGUAUGGGAACUCUGCACGGUGUGACAGGAUUGAGGGAGAAGCACAGAUAUAACAUCACACCUUGGGCGAGGAAACUUAGCGACGACGACGACAGCGAUACCGAGGAGGAUGAAAGGUUGGCCGUGGCCGCUGCCAUGUUCAGCAUGGCGCAACGCUUGAAGAAAGCUGCAUGUGCAAGGCAGACCAUGGUACCACCUCCUACUUCUCAGGCCAUGAAUCAUCUUUUAGUGGGCAAAAGUGCGCUCGUGAGUGGGAAGAAUCGUCCCUUGACUUUAUCUUCCGGCGCUGCGUCGACGAAGACGAGACCUACGAGUUUAAAUCAAAACCGAAGGGAUAAACAGGGUGUCACGCUUCAUUGGAAAGACACGAAAAAACCCAAGCAGAAACCUUCCAACGCAACAGAACCGGUCGAAAGCAAAGUUGUCACGCCACGAUCCACGGAAGCUGACCUAUCUCCAAAGCACAGCAACGUUGACAGCGACAGCGACAGCACGUCGACGGAAUUGUGCGACGAGCCAGAUCGUCUGAGCGACGUUGACAGCGAGGAUCUGACCUCGGCAUCCGAAUCCUACGCCGCUGGAACGGACGAGGAGAAGAGCUCUCGAAUGGAUGGUUCGCCGAUACCCGAGAAGACCCUCGAUCCUUUCCUCGAGGAGAGAGACGAGCCAAUCGACGCCGACGAUUCGACGAAAGAUUCGAAAAUUUCCGAGGAGAGCUUGGCCGACAUGUCGAUCGCCAAGAUUACCGAUCAAAUAAGACGAUUAUCGGCAGAGGAUGACAAUAAUUCCAUGGUUCCUCAAAAGUUUAAUAACGCGCAGGGCAAAGAAUCGCCCGAGGGCGAGCAAUCGAAAGAAUUGAGCACGGAGAAAUCGGCGCCCGACCCGUCUACAGAUAUCUACACUUCCGAUACAAAAGCAAAAAAAUCGUCGGUUUUGAACGACUACGAUUAUUCGAAUUUCGGUGGCACUUCGAAACAGGACGACGUACAUAAAUCUAAACGGACAAUGGACGAGAUUGUCGAUCGAAAUUACGAAAAUACGACAAUCGAGAAAGAUCGAAUCGAGGACGAAAUCGGACAACCGAACACGAUCGUAAUAGAACAGGAUUGUUCGAGCGCGUAUUCGGAUUAUUCGACGCCGUUGGAUGCGAAGUACGAUAGAAUUGCAGACAAACCAUCGACCCUCGAUUUGCCAACGAUCGAGAAUGAAAUUAAAUCGGAUCGCUUCAAAACAUCCUACGAUUUCUCGACGAGCAGAAUGCCUCUGGAAUUGGAUCCGUAUAAAAGUUUAAUCAUCAAUGACACUUCGGAGAUUUCGGUGAAUAAAACAGGCGAGAGAACAGGUCUCUACGGCAAGACUUACGUCGGUCACCUCCCCAUCUCUCCGAUCACGGUCGAUCAAAAGUUGAACAGAACGACGCCGAUCAAACACGAGAUUCGCAACAUCGUCGGAUCGAUUAUCCCCGACCAACCGGCCAAGACGAAAUUGGAGACACCUUACAUCGCUGAGAGAACGCACACAGCUGGCUCAACUUCGUUGGAAACGUCGUUAGAGAAGAUGGCAUCGUACGACAUCCGGGUAGAAAAAUCCAGCCAGACAAAACCGUACGCCGUGGAUCUGGCGAAGAGUCCCAAGACACCCGAGAGCAACAAAUCCUUCAGCUCGGGCGAAACGAUGGGGCCUGACUCGAAACCGUCGAGCUUGACCGUGAGUCCAAGAACCCCGGUCAGAUCGGAUUCUCGAGAUUUUUCCAUGGACAAGUCGGUGUGCUCGUCGGUCAGUUCGGAUUCGAAAACGUUGGUGCUUCGCUCCGUAGACUCCGACGGGACGAAGGACAGCGGGUGCAAGACGGAGGCGAGGAAGAUGUACGAGAUGUCCAGCUCGACGACGCCCAUCAGCGUGGACUCGUUCAAGACCAAGUCCAUUGAGGCGAGCCCAGCGAAACUGAUCGUGAGCAGUUCCAGCGAGUCGUGCAGCCCGAGCAAACUAAAGUCUUCCGAGAGGUCGUUCAGUUCGGACCUCCAAUCGCCAAUAAGUGCCAACUCGAUAAAGUAUACCUCGAAUUUCGCUAGACGGGGCCAAGACGACGUGUCGGGCUCGCCCAUGGAUCUCAGCUGCGCCACCUCGCCCUUCUACCCGAUCUCGAAUCCGAAUCAAAAGACGCCCACCUCGCCCUACAGCGUGUCCAGGCGAAGGUCCAGCUUGGACAGCAGCGAAACCUCGCCCGAGCAGAAAUCGAGGGACAGCAGUUCGAGGGAGUCGACGAGCAAGUUCCUGGGCUCCUAUCAGGCCAAGUUCGACUCGUCGUCGUUGAAAUUGUCGUCCGAAAUUCUCGACAAGGAGACGGCGGAUGACACGGCGGCGCCACGAAAGGGGGAGAGCUACGUCAGAUCGGAGUUGGGCGUGUCGAGGAUGCACGAGGACUCGGCCGUCAAGUUGACGGACAGAAGGAAAGAAAGCGUUGGCGACGUCGAGUAUUAUCAUCAAACGAGCACCGAUUAUUACAGAAAGGAAAAGGACACGUACGACGAUGGAGGGGACGAUCCACUGUCGGAGAAGGACGUGGUGCCCUCUCUGCCCCAGGAGAAGUUGGACAAGCGUUACUUCAAUUAUCGUUACAGGGAUCGGUCGAAAUUAUUGGAAAGAAGUUCGAGCAGUUUGGACAGCAGGAGGUACGCCGACAUGAAAUCGUCGGCGUCCGCGGACGAGUUCACGACCACGAUCGCGAAGAAGAGGUCGAGCGACAUUUUGGAGGAUAUCAAGCAUCUCGAGGCGAAGGCGAACGACGGGAUGUCGGAGAGCGGUAUGCUGUCGAGGAAGAGCAGUUACAUCUGGGAGGAUAUAAAGAGUUUGGAAGCGAGAAGACGGGAUACGUUCAGUAAUUCUGCGAGGAAUUUCUCCAAGCAUCGUCUGGAGAUACCCGACAUCAAUGUAACGGGCGAGGGUAGAAAGUCGUACGUGGUACGUCCGAGGAUCAACAUCGACGAGAACAGCGACAGCAUAUUGAAAAGCGUAAGUUGCGGCAAGAGCAACGACACCGACGACGGCAGGGAAUCCAAGCUGGGCGUGUGGACCAAGGUGAAACCCCGGAAGAAGAGCGAGAACGGGCGAAGGAACAGCGACAGGGCGUUGAAGAUCAUUCAAGAGAACUCGGCUAUACUCCAAAAGAUCCUCGCUUGCCAAGCGAAGAAACGUUUGCCCGAUCUCGAAGAGAUAUCCAAAGAGAUCACCAUCAGCCCUAUAAACGAGGAAAUCUCGAAGAUCUUCAGCCCGAUAUUGGAGAAGAUGGGAUUGAACGAGCACGAGAUCAACGAGGAAUUGGCGCGGAUCAAUUUCAAGGACUUGGACAACAUGACCGCCACGAGCGUGUCCGAGUUCGACGCCAAGAUCAACGAGGAGUUGUCCAAACUUUCGCUGAUCGACGAAACGGAACAGACGGAUCAUUUCGACGUGGGCGAAGCGAUAUCCCACGAAUACCUGGACACCAGGGAGGCUUUGAUCGAUCGCAAGAUAAACGAGGAGUUGUCGAAAUUGUUGGCCAACUACGACGACGAUCGUUCACCGGCGAGCACCAUGGUAACCAUGGACAAAGGGACGACGUCCAGUCAAAACGUGAGCGAGAUCGAGGGACUGGAUCUUUCCAGCAUCUCGACCAACGUGUUCCCCUACAAAUCGUCCAACGAUUCGAUCGACGCGCGAAGCGACCUCCCCUCGAUCCAGGAACCGUCGAUACCAUCGGUCGUCGACAAGUAUUCUAAAUACACGGAAAACGUAUUACCGUACACGGUAUCGAAAUACCAGGUGGACGAUUCGUCGCCGAAGAGCGACAUAGACAUUUACAGAGAACUGGAGAAGCUGGAUAAAAUCUCCUCCGCGCAAGUGUUGCCGGAUCCGAGUCUGGACCUUCCUCCCCAAAAGGAAUUGUCUUCGAUACCGUACGUCCCGAACAAAUCUCCUUUCGCGGACGUGCCAUCGUUGAGGUACGCCUCUAAACCGGUUCAAUACGACACCUCACCCCUCGACACCUCUUACGACCCUUACAACACGUUCGACUAUAAGCCCAACUCGUCGCCCAGCAAACACUCCGCCUCCGUCUCUAACCCGUUCGCGACCACGGCUUCGUACGAGAAGCCGGGCGUCGUCGAAACCGCGGUAUUCGAGUACAUCAACCAUAAACCGGAGAUAUCGAUCAACGCGUACGACCUCCGCCUCAAGAGUCCGAUCAUGAGCAAAGAGUCGUUGGAAUUUCGCGUCAGAUACGAGGACGAGCCGAGCAGAGAAGUCGGCGCCGAUUACGCGUCCCUUCAACCCGAGGUUAGACCCAUCCCCACUCCGAACAAAUCUCCUUACUUCAGCAAUGGAAACACCGAAAUACCGUUCACGCCCACCAAGUACCAAGUUUCGAAAGAGGAAAGAGGAUGCUUGGACGCGACCACAGGUUCCUCGUUCCUGCACGAGUACGCGAGCGAAUCCUCCGACGUUCUUCGGAUUCGCAAGUACGACCCGUUGUCUCCCAAGGAGUAUUGCCACGCCAAGAGCACGCAAGACACGUACGACAGACACUUGGGCGGCGCGUUGCCCACUCUGGACACGGGGGCGGACUCGUCGGAAUCGUAUUUACCGACGAGGCUGCACACCAGCAGGGAUUAUCACAGCCUGUCUCCGAAUCGUCAAUUCCCCGACAAACAUUUCUCCUCGACCGUCAAUCACUACGCCUCGAAACUUUCCCCGACGAGUUUAUCCGACGAGUCGAAACGGCCCGUCUCCCAUCCGGAAUUCCCCGGCAAGAUGAGCAUUGGAAAGUAUCCGGAACUGCCCGACCGGGGCCCCACCCACGGUUACAAGAAAUCGUCUCUGAGCCUGGGGAACAUAGGGCACUCGAGCAAGGACGAGAACAAUUACAGCAACGCGGUGACCAGCCCCAAGACCCAGUUCAGCCCGUUCCCCGUUAGAAACGCUCCCAGAAAGCCCAAAGAGCUCACGCUCAAAUUGGGCCUGUACUCGCCCAAGGGCUCCGAUCUGGGACAAUUGAAGAGGUCUUAGUGCACGAGGAUAAUUAUAAUUUUUCUGAUUCGUCGAGUUCUGUUCUAUUCUGCCUCGUACGAUCGAUGAACGAUUGUUUCUUUCCUUGUUGAAUAUUGUCCUGGAGAAAUGUGGUCGGACCAUGAUGCUGUCGAAGCGGGCCUAAAACGAUCGUUUCUCGUUUUGCGGUGCCUCGUGUUGCCAACGGCCGAAAUUACACGCGUAACACACGCGUCGUUUACGAAAUUUAAUGCACGGAUAUCGAUCGUAGAAAUUGCUGGCGUUUGCCUUCACAUAUACGUAUAUACAUACACACACACACACACACACACAUAUAUAUAUAUGUUCGAAAUUGAACAUCGAUGGAGAGACAUUUAUAAACGUUUUUAAAAAAGCCUACGCUUCUGAGCGCGAUGUAUCGACGAUAAAGGGACGACGCGUCAGAAGGAAGAGAUAUCGCGUUACGCGCAAGAAUAUCGUUGAACACGACCUAUCCGUCAUUUAUCAAUCGCGUAUUCAACCCCCUUUAACGUUAUAUAAUCGUGUAAAUCGUUUUCCCCCGGAUGUUUAUAGUUUACGAACGUUGAUCAAUUAUACAGACGAGUUUUUUUACGAGUUCCGCUUGAUACAGCUUGACACACACACACACACAGGAAAUCUCCCCGACGUAGAAAACAAAUAGUGAUAAAGAAAGUAUGAGAGAGAGAGAGAGAGAGAGAGAGAGAGAGAGAGAAGAAUGUGUGAGAGAUAAGAAUGGAGAGAAAGCUUAAAUGGAAUAACGUAGAAAUCCUUGGCGAAAACGUUUACUCGUGCGAUUUCUAAUGCGAUGCCUUCAAUCUCCCUCCAAUCACUCAGAGAAAGAAAAAAAGAAAGGAAAGAAAAAAACCUCGUUAUCGCGUCUCGAUUAUUCAGUAAAUUUGCGAUAAGUAGUCCGUGGAAGCGCACGAAGCUUACUGGGGAAGAGAGAAAGAGAGUGAGAGAGAGAAAGAGAGUGAGAGAGAAAAGAAGGAAAGAGGAAAAGAGGGAAACGUUAACAAAAUGCCUUCCAUUCCUUCGAACGCGAUUCGCAUUACCACGGUGUAAUCUCUCUCGCGUGCGAUCGUAAAUCACCCCACUGAUCGCCAAGAUCGCCGUGGUAACGUGAAAUUUCCUUCGAACAGAUACAGAAUAUAUAGACGCAUAUAUAUAUAUAUAUAUAUAUAUAUAUAUAUAUAUAUAUAUAGAGAUUGUAUAAAAUUAUAGAAAUUGUUAUGACGAAGUCGCGAUGUAGAGCUUAAUUUGUCCGUACAUUUUGUCCGCAUAAGGAACCCUAGUCAUGCAGUGGAGGGGGCGUAUCGUUUAAACUAAGGAUCAAGCACCAUUAUUCGGGGGCUGCUGACACGAAAGGGGCAGUGAGGCAGAAAAACAAAUUGUACAUAAUUAUAUAGACGUUAAUUGUAUAUUGUUAAAGCGAAAGAAGGGGGAACGAAACAAGGGAGAAUAGAGAAAGAGAAAGAGAGAGAGAGAGAGAGAGAGAGAGAGAGAGAGAGAGACAGACCUUUUUAUAUAAAAUAAAAGUAGUAUUUUUUUAGAUGUUUCUAAUACGAGGAGAUACUCGUACCUUCAACAUUAUUGAUGAACGUACGAUAACGAUAAUUGGAAAUGCUUGUCGCGGGAACAUCGUUCUUCUUGCAAAAUUAUUCGUUCGUUCUGAACUGCGAAGAAGGCAAUCUCUUUGUUUCAAAAAAAGAAAAAAAAAAAAAAAAAGGAAAAAAAAGAAAAAAAUUUAAAAUAUGGUCUAUAUAAGGAGGAAUUAACGGAGAUAUUUUUAAUUCAAUUAUUAUUAUUAAUUAAGUUACUUUUUAUAUACUACGUAUAUCUUUUAAGCUAUGUAUAUCUUUUAUAAUAUCUAUCUACACAUUAUGUAUAAUCUUAUUAAGGAUAACACGAAUCUUGUUACACUCUCGAUUGAUAUUUUAUAAAGUUUCGUUCUAUUGUAACUUGAACGAUGGUUUCAAAAAUCGAUAACCAAGAAAUUCGGGGUUCGGAGUCGUCAACAGUCGGAACAUAUAUGAUUGCGGGAGGGAGGGGAAAUUCUCUCGUGCAAGCGAAAUUAAACGAAAUAAUUCCGCGGAAAGAGUAUUAUAUAGAGCAGAUAACCUGCAAUUUAUUUUCAUCGGCUUGCAUAGCGAUAUAUAGAUGUCGGUCUGUCGAUCAUUACGUCCAAUUUAAUCACCGAUGGCAGGUAGAUUCGUCAAUUCGCGAAAAUCGGUCGCGUCAAGAUUUUUAUACGCGCCGUUUAAACUCUCGAAUGAGGAAUAAAAUAAUAGUUCAAUAACCCAGAGGAGAGCAGAAGCGAGGAUCGUCGACGAAAAAAAUUGUUUCCAAGUAGCUGCGUUAAUGUGCCUCUACGAUCAUCCGCGUCUACGUAUUAACGAUUAAAUUAACAACGACGUAUCUAGAGUUUCGGACGGAAUAAAUUGGAAGAAAAAAAGGAAAAGAAAAUUUUUGCGCCAUGAGAAAAAACGAAAGAUAAAUAUCGGUUUGUUGUCCUUGUCUCUCUGUACGUCGAUUAUGAUAUAUAAGGAAAAAAAAAAGGAAAAAAGAAAAAAAAAAAAAAAAAGAAAAAAAUCACGCUUCUAGAACAAAAUUUUUACGCGUGUUAUGAACUAGCUUCUUCUAGGGACAAUUCCACGCUGAUUCAACUACGCGGAGAAAGAACGGAAUUUUGCGAAUAAUUGAAAUCGAAUGCACGUGGAUCGUCGCACGCGAAGCUUUGCGCCAAAUUUUGCACUUGAUUAAAAAACAAUGCGUAAACCUUCUCUCUCGCGUAAUGAAAUCUCUCGUGUCGUACGAGUUUGCAUCGUUUGCAUGAUAUUUAGAUCCGACGCGGACCAACGGUGCGAUUUUGUUGCGAUUUCGUAAUUGCAUCCAUCCGUCAGAUUUGUGAUCGCCGCCUGUUUGACGCCGUUCAACUACUACACGUAUUUGUAACAUUUAACGGAAUAUCGAGGAUGAAUAUAUUUAUAUAUUUUAAAUAACAAAAGUGAGACAGAUAAUAAUUAUAGAAAUAAUUACGAAACAAAAUAUAUAUUAUAUUUGAAAUAAUAUCUCGAAUAAUAAUAUAUAUUUAAAAAAUACAGCUAUAUAACUAAAGUAUAAUAAUUCUAUUAAAUUUACAUUAACCAUCCCGUGUACGCGUAUUUGCCGUCACGUUAUCGCUAAUAAACGCCUCGUUGUUAACAUAUGCAUGGCAUACGAUUAUCGCUUGAUGAGCAAAAUAUUCGUGUCAUUAUCGAGAGAGAAAGAGAGAGAGAGAGAGAGAGAAAGAGAGUAUUGAUACCGUGCUAUUAUCGUUAAAUGGACACGUUUCUAUUAAAAUGCGCGAACAAUGCUCCGAUGCUUUUCACGCUGUAUACUAUCAGAACAGGCGACGACUUUUACAUUUCUAAUUAAUCGUUUCGAUCGCGUCAUUAUCAUCAUAUAUAUAUAUAUAUAUAUACGUAUAAUUCUGAACCAUUGAAAAUACAAAUCUGUAAUAGAAAUCUGUUUCAGUUACCGUAUGUUAUAAUUAUACAUAUAUAUAUAUAUAUAUAUAUGUAUUAUCGAAAUCGUAAUAACGUCGCAUUUCUAGUUCGCAUCGAGUUUCAAAUUACGAUAUUUUCACGACCACAACGGGGACGAAAACGAGGAAUCGCCGCCUACAUAUAUAUAGGGAUAUAACCGUCACGUUCUUCCGGUGACGAGCGGCCAAAUCCGCUAGUGAACCGAAUCGAUAGCGGUUCGGAAAGCCACUGUGAGGAAUAGAAAGUAUUCGUAAAAAGGUGCUUUAACGAGGUAUUUGGCGCGUUAGAUGAAACCAAAGGUAAAAAAAAAAGAGAGAAAAAAAAAAAAAGAAAAGAAAAAAAAAACUAUCUAGAAACUUAGAUAACUCGGUUAACGAGUCUCGGUUCGAAGAUCAAUUAGUGUGCCAUCGUGGAAAUGAUGGUCGUUUCUCGAAAGGCGGAAGGAAAUAAGCGUCGUUUGGUUGGUUCGUUCGAAUUCGAUUUUCGACACUCGAUUCACUUCGUUUGUGACAAUUUCCCGGAUAUAUUAUAUCGUUGAUCCGACAAUAUGACACGCGUUCCCUUUUAUUCAUUUUCUAAGGUUAUUUGUCAACAGCGCGGAAGCAUUUUUUAACGUACAUGUUAAAACACGAAAUUAUUAUAUUAUGUAGUAUUAUUACAUAUAUAUACUAUAUAUACAUAUAUAUAUAUAUGUAUUACAAAGUGGUCGAAGUUUUUUCUACGCAGGUAAUCGAAGAGAAAAUUAGUUAAAGGGGGAAGGGGGAGUAGAAAAAGAAAAGAGGAAAGGGGAUGUAUUUUAGAGAAAUGUCGCCUUCGUGUGACGAUCGUCGCGAACCGUGAUGCGAGGGCACACGAAUCCUAUUAGAAAAAAAAAAUAAAUAAAUAAAUAAAGUGAUUUAUAAAGAAAUGUUAUAUUUACAAAAAAAAAAAAAAUGUGCGAAAUUGUUACGUGACGUUUUGUGAGAAUUGUUGUAAAUACCUGUCGGUACGAGAGUAAUGGCAGAGUAUAAGACUGUAUAUUUGAGAAGAGAUAGAGAUGUAAAUCGUUACAAAUAAAGAAAAAAAGAAGAAGAAAAAAAAAAGAGAAAAAUAAACGGAAUAAAUAUAUUGAGAAA